GGGGGCGGGGACGGCUUCGAGGAGGAAGAAUAUGCAGCAAUAAACUCCAUGCUGGACCAGAUCAACUCCUGCUUGGAUCACCUGGAGGAGAAGAAUGAUUAUCUACAUGCCAGCUUGAAAGAACUGCUGGAGUCCAACCGCCAGACCCGCCUGGAAUUCCAGCAGCAGAGCAAGCAGCAGAACAUGGAAGCUGAUGUGCAGGGAUCACAGCCUCCUGUCUAG
Messenger RNA from Chaetura pelagica (chimney swift), 222 nucleotides. It is a transcript of the gene BBLN, whose product is annotated as chromosome unknown open reading frame, human C9orf16. The transcript is spliced from 2 exons. The record is from RefSeq and is a predicted model, not a curated record. The annotation marks the transcript as partial. NCBI's taxonomy places the organism in Eukaryota, Metazoa, Chordata, Aves, Apodiformes, Apodidae.